Molecule: messenger RNA, 2197 nt
Organism: Corticium candelabrum
Lineage: Eukaryota; Metazoa; Porifera; Homoscleromorpha; Homosclerophorida; Plakinidae
Exons: 2
Coding region: 286-1872 (528 amino acids)
Molecular function (GO): zinc ion binding; nucleic acid binding
Source: RefSeq, a predicted model, not a curated record
AUUGGCGCUACACGGGUCUGGGAGGCCGAGGCUUUGCGGCUGUUGUCUGUGUCUCAGACUGUGUUGGAUUGUAGAAAGAGAAAGCAGGAAAUUUAAAAGAGGUGUUGAAAAAAGAUGGGGGACGAAGUUUGGAAUGUUUGUAGAUGCUUGCUAGCAUACGGGAACUGGGGUUUUGCGGUAGAUAAAGGAUGACUGAACCGGUGUUUGAGUCAGUGUUAGAGUAGCGGCCGUUAACGUGUGUUGAAUAGUACAUUGAGUGAAUACACGACAAUAUUGGCGACGAGGAUGGCGACUUCAGGCAUUCACCCGCCUCCUCCUUUCCUUCCACACCCGGGGGAACCGGCGGUGCCAUGGAAGCAUUGGUUGUCCGCUUUUGACACCUACGUGGCAGCCGCGGCAAUCAAAGACGAAGCAGACAACAAGCCUCGACUACGCGCCCUUUUGACUCAUUGCUUAGGACUGGAAGGGCAGCGGAUACUUUCGACGGAGACAGAGACGGAAUCAUACGUUCAGUUACGUGAUGUGUGUGCGACGUUGUUCGGACCGAGACUCAAUUCUAUGGUCGAGAGAUUCAAAUUCCGACAAAGAAAGCAACAUCAAGGAGAGUCCGUGAAGCAAUAUGUGUUUGCUCUGAGACAGCUAGCAGCCACUUGCAAGUUUGGACCGUUGCAUGACGAAAUGAUUAGGGAUCAACUUAUAGAAAAGACGGUUUGUGGUAAAGUGAGAGACCGCUUGUUGGAAGAAGAUGAAGAUCUUACUCUAGACAAAGCAAUUGUACUGGCAUCACGGAUGGAAGAGGCGGCUAGGGAUUCAGCAACUAUUGCGACAGUGUCAGGUAGCGUAAUGGAUGCAGUGCCAGGAGGUUUAACUAAUACAGCUUUGGGUCAAUUGGCACAGGAGUCACGUGGGAUUCGUCAAGUACAGACACGGCCAGGUAAAAGCGGCUGGAGUAGCAGAGGAGACGGCAAAUGUGGUAACUGUGGGUUCUCGGUUCACAAGGGUUCAACAUGCCCAGCAUCAACACAGACCUGUAGAAAAUGUGGGAGAAUAGGACACUACGCACGUUGCUGUAGGUCAAAGAAACAGUCACAGAUCCAGGAAGUUGAUUGUGGCAAUGAGCAAGGGGUAGAGUUGGAGACCGUUCGAAUCAAUGUUGUGGGUGGUCAGUCCAGUACACUCGAGUAUCGCCAAUGCGUUUGCGAGUUAGCUGGUGUCAGUUUGUCACUUGUUAUUGACUUGGGGGCGAAGGUUUCAGUGCUGUCAAAAAGGUCAUAUGAUCGAUGGUUUUCUUGGAGUAAGCUGGAACCAGCAAAUCGAAAGCUAGUUGGUUAUGCAGGAUCGCCAAUAAAGGUGUUGGGCCGAAAGCUUCGGCAGCCCUUAUCCCAGAUGAUUCCUAGGCAAGAUAAGAAGGGAUCACUUCAGCUGAAGAAUGCGGACGAGGUCGUGGCAAGGAAACAGGCAGCGAUGAAGGCAUAUGUAGAUCAUAAAAGGAGAGCUAGAGCUUCGUCCUUUUCUCCCGGAAGUUGGGUAAGAGUAAAGCGUCCGCUAAGAGGCCAUAAGUUGAAGUCGCAAUUGUCCGAUCCAGUAGAAGUCUGGUCAAGGGUAGGGAAGGACACUUACCUGCUACAAGAUGGACGUCUGUGGCAUGCUGACCAAUUAAUUGCUGUGGCGAAGCCAGCUGGUGUUGCAAAUACAGCUGCAGUACUCAGCUGGACUGAUGGGGAAGAGGUGUUGAAUAGUACAUUGAGUGAAUACACGACACCUACUAGGCAGUUGUGCUACCUAGAUACAUGCACUUGCAUGACAAGAGCCGUAGCUCGCGAUUGUAGCUGCACAUGUCAAUGCCUAGUUGUGAAGGCUCCUACUUACUAAAAAUUAAUUGUUUGCAUGAAGUCAAAUUUUCAAGGUGCUGCAGCUAGUCUAGUAGAGUAUAUGAUCAUAAAGUCUACAGCAUGUGGACAGUGGUGAAGGUUUUAUAAAUAUAGGUUAAUUAAUUAAGGAAUAUUCACGCACGCAGACAUGCACAUUGACACCUCUAAUCUACCAGCAGAACAGCUAGGCAGCUGCAGGCAUAUACAAGCUAGUAAAUAAGAAGCUUAGUUAGUUAAUAAUUGUAUAUACGGGAUAUUUUAAUUUUUCAGCCUUCCAAAUGUUGUGAAUUUUAGGCUAUAUAAGCCGGUUUAGGAAGUAAAAUGCA